AUGGACGACUUCGAUCCUUUCCAGCAGAACUUCUCCAUCAAGAAGACCGACAACGAAACCCUGGUUCUCGGACUGGCACAAGUUAACGCACUAUACCAGGAUUUCAUCAGCACAAGCGCCAAUUAUGGCUCUCAGAUCGGAGCAAGCUUCAUGCUGCUAUUGACCAUUAUUGUCAUGAUGCCCCCCUUCAAGCCCAUCAAAGUCUCCUUGUGGCUCCAGAUCACCGGUCUCAUGCUCAACAUUGUCCGCAUGACGCUGCUGGCGGUUCACUUCACGUCCAACUGGUCCAACAUCUACUGUCUCUUGGCAGCCGACUACUCUCACAUAUCGCUGGCAGACCACUACCGCAGUGUUGCGACGGAAGCCAUUUCGCUACUUCUGCAUAUCCUUAUUCAGGUGUCGCUCGGCAUCCAGGCAUGGGCUCUCGUUAACCUGCUGCCGGGCCUCUGGAAGUGGGGUUUUACCGGGUUUUCCUGCUUCGUUUCAGCAGCAGCCAUCACCCUGCGAGUUUGGUGUAGCAUCGUUAACAUAAAGGCUAUUAUGUCGAUGUCGGUUGCCGGUUCGCUUUGGAUCUCCCAGAGCAGCGGCAUUGUCGGAGCAGUCUCCAUUACUUACUACUGCGCCUUGUUCAACAUCAAGCUCCUGAUGCACCUUGUUAAAAAUCGCGGCAUCCUUCCCUCGAGACAGGGGAUGAGUGCCAUGGAAAUACUGAUCAUCACCAAUGGCCUUUUGAUGAUCAUACCUGUCAUGUUCGCUGUUAUACAAUGGGGAAGCUGGAUCAACUUCGAGUCGGGCUCUCUGACCUACACCUCAGUCCUCGUCUUCCUUCCGCUAGGAUCCUUGAUCGCCUCUCGUGUCUCGUCCGGCACACCACGGCGAAGUUGUUGCACGACCAAUUCCAUUGCGCUUCCCAAAGUUGGCUUGAACAGCGGGCCGAGUACCCGCAUAUAUGGAAGCACCCAAGGUGCUGUCACCUCGCACAUUGAGUCUGUCCAUGUGCGCCCUCACCCUCAUGCUGAUUCGAUUGGUGCCGAGUCGCAGCACAUCAUCGACGAUGACCCCGAGGAGGGAUUCAUUCGAGUGGAUCGAGAGAUGGCACUCUACGAAGAGAGAAUUUGA
Colletotrichum destructivum is the source of this 1119-nucleotide messenger RNA. RefSeq lists its product as uncharacterized. Gene Ontology annotation, biological process: G protein-coupled receptor signaling pathway. Gene Ontology annotation, cellular component: G protein-coupled receptor homodimeric complex; membrane. The record is from RefSeq and is a predicted model, not a curated record. Gene Ontology annotation, molecular function: mating-type factor pheromone receptor activity; pheromone binding. NCBI's taxonomy places the organism in Eukaryota, Fungi, Ascomycota, Sordariomycetes, Glomerellales, Glomerellaceae. The coding region runs from base 1 to 1119 and encodes 372 amino acids. The transcript is spliced from 2 exons.